AUGUAUUUCUUUUUUGUUUCAGGGCGUCCUGCUCCAGAAUUCAGUAAACAUAGAUUAGUGCAACCGGUGGUGCAUCAUGGGCGGACGAAACGAGAAAUUUCCUCCACGAGAGAUUCGACAGGCGCACAUCAUCCAGAGGUGACGGUGAAGGUUGACAUAGAAGGCGAAGAGCACGUGCUGGAUUUAAGACUGAAAGAGGACCUAGUGUCCGACAACCACAUUCUCAGCUACCAGAAGAAUGGGGAGACUGUGUUACACAAACCCAAAAAAGAGGAAUUAGACUUAUGUCAGUAUUCUGGCAAGAUCCGGGGCCGACCGGACUCGUGGGUGGCCAUCUCAACAUGUCACGGGUUCCAAGGUGUCGUGUACAACGGCAAGAAAAUGUGGUAUAUAGAGCCUGCUAAAGACGGUGAGAUCACCUCUCAGCACUACAUCUAUGACCACUCGGACCUCACGACCCACCACCGCUGCGGCUACGACGGCGGCGUCACGAACAACACCCACUUCGACCCGCAACUCAUGGACAAACAUAUCAGGAAACGGAACGUUGAGCGCAGCAGAAUUAAUAGGUACAAACGCGAGGCGUACGAAGACACGGAGGUGCGUGGCCCGUUCAACGCCAACAAGCUGUCGCGCUACGUGGAACUGGUACUGGUGGCCGACAACCGCGAGUAUAAAGCGAAUGGCGAAAACAUACGGACAGUGCAUCGACAGCUGAAGGCCGUAGCUAAUAUUAUCAAUUCCGUUUACUCACCGUUGAACAUCUUCAUAGCGUUAGUAGGCGUAGUGGUGUGGAACGAGCGAGACGAAAUACAAUUAGAGGAGAACGGCGAUAGGACCCUAACGAAUUUUCUUGUGUACAGGAGAAUGAGACUUUUAUCUGAAAUACCCAACGAUAACGCACAUUUAUUGACUCGCCAAAAAUUCCAAGAGGGUGUCGUUGGUAAAGCUCUGAAAGGGCCGAUUUGCACUUUUGAAUUCUCUGGAGGUGUCGCGACCAACCAUUCAGAGGUCAUAGGGCUCGUGGCUACAACGAUAGCGCAUGAAAUGGGCCAUAAUUUCGGCAUGGAGCACGACACUGAGGAGGAUUGCGAGUGUCCCGACGAAAAGUGCAUCAUGAGCCCGUCCAGCACGUCCGUGAUGCCCAUACAUUGGUCAUCUUGCAGCUUGAGGUCCUUGGCGCUGUCGUUUGAGAGGGGCAUGGAUUACUGUCUCAGGAACAAACCGAAACGGCUGUUCGAGUCUCCGACUUGCGGGAACGGGUUCGUGGAGCCGGGGGAGCAGUGCGACUGCGGGCUGGGCGAGGAGAAGGCGCGCGCGGCGUGCCUGGCGUGCUGCGAGCCCGCCGCCUGCAUGCUGCGCAGCAACGCCAGCUGCGCUGCGGGGCCCUGCUGCGACUUCCAGACAUGUAGACCGAAAUCAGCGGGAACGGUCUGCCGUUCUGCGGAACGCGAGUGUGACCUUCCCGAGUACUGCACGGGACAUUCGGAAUUCUGUCCUAAAGAUGUGUACCGGAUGGACACCACGCCUUGCGGGAACAACGAGGCAUAUUGCGUUCGCGGUGCGUGCCGCUCGCACUCGGACCAGUGCCGGCUGCUGUGGGGCGCCACCGGCGAGAGCUCCGAUACCCGCUGCUACACCUCCACCAAUGUUAAAGGGACCAAGAACGGCAACUGCGGCUACGACCGCGUGCGGCAGAUCUUCCGGCCGUGCGCCGCUGCGGACGCGCGCUGCGGGCUGCUGCAGUGCCGCCACCUCAACGAGCGCCUCGAGUUCGGCAUGGAGUCCGUCGCACAGCUCUCCGCGCUCUUCAUCAACAACAACGGUGACCCGCCACACGCACACACACUCACACACGAGUUCGGCAUGGAGUCCGUCGCACAGCUCUCCGCGCUCUUCAUCAACAACAACGGUGACCCGCCACACGCACACACACUCACACACGAGUUCGGCAUGGAGUCCGUCGCACAGCUCUCCGCGCUCUUCAUCAACAACAACGGUGACCCGCCACACGCACACACACUCACACACGAGUUCGGCAUGGAGUCCGUCGCACAGCUCUCCGCGCUCUUCAUCAACAACAACGGUGACCCGCCACACGCACACACACUCACACACGAGUUCGGCAUGGAGUCCGUCGCACAGCUCUCCGCGCUCUUCAUCAACAACAACGGUGACCCGCCACACGCACACACACUCACACACGAGUUCGGCAUGGAGUCCGUCGCACAGCUCUCCGCGCUCUUCAUCAACAACAACGGUGACCCGCCACACGCACACACACUCACACACGAGUUCGGCAUGGAGUCCGUCGCACAGCUCUCCGCGCUCUUCAUCAACAACAACGGUGACCCGCCACACGCACACACACUCACACACGAGUUCGGCAUGGAGUCCGUCGCACAGCUCUCCGCGCUCUUCAUCAACAACAACGGUGACCCGCCACACGCACACACACUCACACACGAGUUCGGCAUGGAGUCCGUCGCACAGCUCUCCGCGCUCUUCAUCAACAACAACGGUGACCCGCCACACGCACACACACUCAUACACGAGUUCGGCAUGGAGUCCGUCGCACAGCUCUCCGCGCUCUUCAUCAACAACAACGGUGACCCGCCACACGCACACACACUCACACACGAGUUCGGCAUGGAGUCCGUCGCACAGCUCGCCGCGCUCUUCAUCAACAACAACGGUGACCCGCCACACGCACACACACUCACACACGAGUUCGGCAUGGAGUCCGUCGCACAGCUCUCCGCGCUCUUCAUCAACAACAACGGUGACCCGCCACACGCACACACACUCACACACGAGUUCGGCAUGGAGUCCGUCGCACAGCUCUCCGCGCUCUUCAUCAACAACAACGGUGACCCGCCACACGCACACACACUCACACACGAGUUCGGCAUGGAGUCCGUCGCACAGCUCUCCGCGCUCUUCAUCAACAACAACGGUGACCCGCCACACGCACACACACUCACACACGAGUUCGGCAUGGAGUCCGUCGCACAGCUCUCCGCGCUCUUCAUCAACAACAACGGUGACCCGCCACACGCACACACACUCACACACGAGUUCGGCAUGGAGUCCGUCGCACAGCUCUCCGCGCUCUUCAUCAACAACAACGGUGACCCGCCACACGCACACACACUCACACACGAGUUCGGCAUGGAGUCCGUCGCACAGCUCUCCGCGCUCUUCAUCAACAACAACGGUGACCCGCCACACGCACACACACUCACACACGAGUUCGGCAUGGAGUCCGUCGCACAGCUCUCCGCGCUCUUCAUCAAAAACAACGGUGACCCGCCACACGCACACACACUCACACACGAGUUCGGCAUGGAGUCCGUCGCACAGCUCUCCGCGCUCUUCAUCAACAACAACGGUGACCCGCCACACGCACACACACUCACACACGAGUUCGGCAUGGAGUCCGUCGCACAGCUCUCCGCGCUCUUCAUCAACAACAACGGUGACCCGCCACACGCACACACACUCACACACGAGUUCGGCAUGGAGUCCGUCGCACAGCUCUCCGCGCUCUUCAUCAACAACAACGGUGACCCGCCACACGCACACACACUCACACACGAGUUCGGCAUGGAGUCCGUCGCACAGCUCUCCGCGCUCUUCAUCAACAACAACGGUGACCCGCCACACGCACACACACUCACACACGAGUUCGGCAUGGAGUCCGUCGCACAGCUCUCCGCGCUCUUCAUCAACAACAACGGUGACCCGCCACACGCACACACACUCACACACGAGUUCGGCAUGGAGUCCGUCGCACAGCUCUCCGCGCUCUUCAUCAACAACAACGGUGACCCGCCACACGCACACACACUCACACACGAGUUCGGCAUGGAGUCCGUCGCACAGCUCUCCGCGCUCUUCAUCAACAACAACGGUGACCCGCCACACGCACACACACUCACACACGAGUUCGGCAUGGAGUCCGUCGCACAGCUCUCCGCGCUCUUCAUCAAAAACAACGGUGACCCGCCACACGCACACACACUCACACACGAGUUCGGCAUGGAGUCCGUCGCACAGCUCUCCGCGCUCUUCAUCAACAACAACGGUGACCCGCCACACGCACACACACUCACACACGAGUUCGGCAUGGAGUCCGUCGCACAGCUCUCCGCGCUCUUCAUCAACAACAACGGUGACCCGCCACACGCACACACACUCACACACGAGUUCGGCAUGGAGUCCGUCGCACAGCUCUCCGCGCUCUUCAUCAACAACAACGGUGACCCGCCACACGCACACACACUCACACACGAGUUCGGCAUGGAGUCCGUCGCACAGCUCUCCGCGCUCUUCAUCAACAACAACGGUGACCCGCCACACGCACACACACUCACACACGAGUUCGGCAUGGAGUCCGUCGCACAGCUCUCCGCGCUCUUCAUCAACAACAACGGUGACCCGCCACACGCACACACACUCACACACGAGUUCGGCAUGGAGUCCGUCGCACAGCUCUCCGCGCUCUUCAUCAACAACAACGGUGACCCGCCACACGCACACACACUCACACACGAGUUCGGCAUGGAGUCCGUCGCACAGCUCUCCGCGCUCUUCAUCAACAACAACGGUGACCCGCCACACGCACACACACUCACACACGAGUUCGGCAUGGAGUCCGUCGCACAGCUCUCCGCGCUCUUCAUCAACAACAACGGUGACCAGCCACACGCACACACACUCACACACGAGUUCGGCAUGGAGUCCGUCGCACAGCUCUCCGCGCUCUUCAUCAACAACAACGGUGACCCGCCACACGCACACACACUCACACACGAGUUCGGCAUGGAGUCCGUCGCACAGCUCUCCGCGCUCUUCAUCAACAACAACGGUGACCCGCCACACGCACACACACUCACACACGAGUUCGGCAUGGAGUCCGUCGCACAGCUCUCCGCGCUCUUCAUCAACAACAACGGUGACCCGCCACACGCACACACACUCACACACGAGUUCGGCAUGGAGUCCGUCGCACAGCUCUCCGCGCUCUUCAUCAACAACAACGGUGACCCGCCACACGCACACACACUCACACACGAGUUCGGCAUGGAGUCCGUCGCACAGCUCUCCGCGCUCUUCAUCAACAACAACGGUGACCCGCCACACGCACACACACUCACACACGAGUUCGGCAUGGAGUCCGUCGCACAGCUCUCCGCGCUCUUCAUCAACAACAACGGUGACCCGCCACACGCACACACACUCACACACGAGUUCGGCAUGGAGUCCGUCGCACAGCUCUCCGCGCUCUUCAUCAACAACAACGGUGACCCGCCACACGCACACACACUCACACACGAGUUCGGCAUGGAGUCCGUCGCACAGCUCUCCGCGCUCUUCAUCAACAACAACGGUGACCCGCCACACGCACACACACUCACACACGAGUUCGGCAUGGAGUCCGUCGCACAGCUCUCCGCGCUCUUCAUCAACAACAACGGUGACCCGCCACACGCACACACACUCACACACGAGUUCGGCAUGGAGUCCGUCGCACAGCUCUCCGCGCUCUUCAUCAACAACAACGGUGACCCGCCACACGCACACACACUCACACACGAGUUCGGCAUGGAGUCCGUCGCACAGCUCUCCGCGCUCUUCAUCAACAACAACGGUGACCCGCCACACGCACACACACUCACACACGAGUUCGGCAUGGAGUCCGUCGCACAGCUCUCCGCGCUCUUCAUCAACAACAACGGUGACCCGCCACACGCACACACACUCACACACGAGUUCGGCAUGGAGUCCGUCGCACAGCUCUCCGCGCUCUUCAUCAACAACAACGGUGACCCGCCACACGCACACACACUCACACACGAGUUCGGCAUGGAGUCCGUCGCACAGCUCUCCGCGCUCUUCAUCAACAACAACGGUGACCCGCCACACGCACACACACUCACACACGAGUUCGGCAUGGAGUCCGUCGCACAGCUCUCCGCGCUCUUCAUCAACAACAACGGUGACCCGCCACACGCACACACACUCACACACGAGUUCGGCAUGGAGUCCGUCGCACAGCUCUCCGCGCUCUUCAUCAACAUCAUCGUAUGCCAACGUACAAUAAUACCGUGUCGCACGGCCAUAAUAGACCUGGGCUUGAGCGAUGUCGACCCCGGCAUGGUCCCGGACGGCGCAAAGUGCGGAGAGGAUAAGAUGUGUUUAAAUCAAAAGUGCGUUAAUGUGGAGGCGAUAAGAGAAGCCAUAGCGAAGAAAGAGACCGCUGUAUGUCCCUCCAAUUGUUCGGGACACGGCGUUUGUAACUCUGAAGGCCACUGCCAUUGCGACACCGGAUUUGCUCCUCCACUCUGCGCGUUGCCCGGUCCCGGAGGCUCUUACGAUUCUGGACCCGCUUCGGAUUCCAGCGUUCAACGAAACUUCAUGGUGGCGAUGUACGUGAUAUUCCUGGGCAUAUUGCCGUCGAUCCUUUUGAUGCUCUUCCUGAUAUAUUACUCAAGGCUCAACGUGCUGAUGUGGUGGAAGAAACCGAGGAAAACUGUACAAUCACCGAAAAAAGGCAGUUUGCAAAGACGUCUAUCACGCAGCGCCAGCAAAUUCGCGGCCAAUUUCCAAAAUGGCAACCAGAACAACGCCCAACCGGUCAGUGUGCACACACUUUCGAAUCCGGACGACAUGAGCUCGAGUCUCUUGCGAAGUGACUCGGACCGCAGUCCUACGGGCAAUCUAAACCCGUCUGUAAACUUUUUCGGCAAUUUUAAAGGCUUCUCGCUUACGCCUAUCGACAAAAACCAGCAACAGAACGAGAAGGAUACCACGGAAAUCGCACCGAGCACAGGAAAAGAUAAAGUCAAGAACACAACCGAGAGUGUUAAUGCGAAGAGCGCUAAAAUUACACCCGUCCAUAGAAGCAGUAGCAAUAACCAGAACUUAAUCAACCAGAGUAUUCUAAAACCUGUUUUGAGAUCCGCACCUCCGUUACCUGUCGUACCUGCAACAACGAAAACAAGCCCCAAAACCAGUCCGUCCGUUAAAAGAACGAACAGUUCAGUCCAGAACAGAAUAAAGGCCUUGAUGAGUUCCGAGAAAACGGAAGAUGUCCCAUCCGUUGCGGGCAAUCCUGCACCGAGGCCAGUUAUAUCGAGUCCAAUUCUUGAAGCUUCCACAUGUACUGCUAAAGAAUUGAUUUCACCAUUGCAAGGCUCCAAGACCUUAGGGCCGAUUCGUACCGCCCCUACCGUGCCUCCGGUUUCUCCGGAUUUCCGUCAAAGACCUGUUAGCAUGCAUUCUGGUUCAGUACCGCAAAAACCUUUGCCAGAGGAACCAAAAAAAGUUAGGGAAGGGAUUUCGUUAAAUAGAAUCGCAUCUUUUCUCAAACAGGAUAAACCUAAAGAGAAAGAACGUAAUCCGGUCGAAAGAAGCCAUUCGCUACCGAAGAAUCCAAAUCACCAAGUUAAGGUAACGAAGACUGUAGACAAAGUUCCAUUAAGGAAUUUACAAAUUUCAAAGCCCAUAGUGCAAAAACAGAUUGAAUUGCCAAUCGGGACUAUCCCAGUGGUUUCCGAUUCAGAAGACAUGGACGAUACUAAAGCAUUUGUUAAUAGAGCCCAGAGCAUGAGAGCUCCAACGACACAAAAGCCGUCGUUGCAAAGCUUUGGAUCAAUGAGACAACCCGUUGCACCAAGGCCUCUCUCCGUAGUUGGUCGACCCACAGCCCCACCACCACCUUUACCUAAUUCAACUAACAAAGUCGAAAACGAAACAUCACAAUACCAAAACCCGAAAUCCCAAAUCGAUUUGAAGUCAGUCGACUACGUUGACUGUAUAGAAGAGAAACCGGUGCCUUUAGCGCACAUUGACGAAGAAUCUGGAGAUAACAUUUAUGCUAUAAUCGAAGAAAGUCCUGAAAAACACUCUAAACCUCUGCCUGGCGUCCCCGCGCCCAUAAAAACAAUUCCUCAACCUCCACCUGUUGGAUACAAUACUCCUAAGCCUGUUCCUUCCAACUCUGGAAGUACAGAGAGCAUGGGUCUUUUAGGAGAAAUUGUAAACGAAAUUCAGAAUCGCAACUUCGAUUCUAUUUACUCCGCCGCAACGCUCUCUAGGAAAAAAGAGAAAGAGAAGAGAGAAAAAAACGCCGAAAAUAAUAGAGAUAGUACUUACAUGAAUACUGACCAUUAUCGAACACCGGAAAGCGUCUAUAGCAACUCUGGUGCAAAAUCCAGCACAGCCUCCACUACCAGUAGUGGCUACUUACAUCCUUCAGCGGUAAACGUCCCUUCUUACUUGAAAGAACAAGAAAACAACAACGAUACGAAAGAAAUAGAAAAAUCACCCCCAUCUCCCACAUUGAAAGUCAAUUCCAAAAUACCCACAUUCGCGAGGCAGGUAACACCGCCUGGUUUACGGAGUACGACCUCGUUCAAAAAUAUUCCUCAAUCACCAAAAAAUCAAACAAAAAAUUCUAAUCUCGCCCCCAAAACUAUUUCCAAUAGUCCAGACUUAGUAUCUAGUUGUGCGAUGGUUGACACAAAGAACGUCAAAGCGCCUGAUGUUAUUAAUAAUAAUAAAAUACCUAACGAAGCUCCUAAAGUAGCGACGAAACCCAAUGUGACUGUUAAACCAAAUGAUAACAGACCACCGCUCCGACCCGCCCCGACGCUCGAUAAGAAAACGACAAAUAAAACACCAAACACAACAAAGACUUCAAACCCUUCCUCAAAUAUUAAUAAACCCCAAACCGAAAAGACUCCUAUCAUUAAUCGUACGAAUUCAAAAGUAGAUUCUAAUGUCAAAGCAAUAGCUGAUAAUUUAAAUAAAAAUAAGCCCAAACUAGUGCCAAAACCUAGCACGAUAAGCGUUCAGAGAACUGAUUCCAACAUCAAAACGAACGCAACCAAAUUGUCCUCGAAGCCGUCGAAUGUUGCUAGUUUACAACAGAAAUUCGAAAAUAGGAAAUCUUUAGGAAAAGAAGUUGGUAUUCCGAAAAAAUAG
This is a messenger RNA of Parnassius mnemosyne (clouded apollo), 8991 nucleotides long. NCBI's taxonomy places the organism in Eukaryota, Metazoa, Arthropoda, Insecta, Lepidoptera, Papilionidae. The record is from the annotation of a GenBank genome assembly.